UGCUUGUCACUUCAAACCCAACCAAAAAAAAUAAAUUACAAGUUUUGAGAAAAAAACAAAACUACAAAAAAAAAGAUGUCAAACUAAAACGCUGCCAGCAGCAUGAAGAGGGUCGAGGCGACAACAGCGUUGGAUCCGCGACAGCCGGUGCUAUACAUCGAGCAUUGUCCCGUGACCACAGCGUAUCGGAAACAAGCCCAGUCGUUGCAUGCCUCAUUGGCGGAAGCGUUGCGCACGAUGCAACCAGAGCUGAAACUUCAGCUGCGAAUCAACGAAAACAAUGCCCCACGAAUGGGCGCCUUCGAGGUGCAAAUUGCGGCAAGGCCAACGGAUGAGCCGCAGCAUCGUUAUCCACUGUGGACGGGGAUAACGCGGGUGCCGGUGACGGCAAAGGUGCCAAAUGUGGAUGACAUCAUUGUGCCCGCCUGUCUGGCAUUGAGGCUGCGACACAGCCAAGCGGGCGCCAGUCACAUUAACCUUGUGCGCACCAGCGACAGGGACAUCAACAAAAUCCUUCAGCGGGACCGAAGGAAUAGCCUCUAGUAUAAAGCACUUUUACCUUUCUCUCAAUGUUGCGAUAAAGUGUAAUUAUGUUUUGUCAACUAAUUGCUAAAUGAAAUGGGUUUGAGAAACGUA
Molecule: messenger RNA, 636 nt
Organism: Drosophila sulfurigaster albostrigata
Lineage: Eukaryota; Metazoa; Arthropoda; Insecta; Diptera; Drosophilidae
Product: selenoprotein BthD
Exons: 1
Coding region: 103-543 (146 amino acids)
Source: RefSeq, a predicted model, not a curated record